AUGAAGGCAAUGAGCACAGGGAAAGGUCACAAAGUCACCAUGUCAACCUCCCUGUCCCAUCAUAACCCUACAGUAUUUUACCCCAAGGGGUCCUGUAUAGACCAAUGCACAGUUCCUCCAUGCCUUUUUUUGGCAUUCUUUCUGCUGCUUCUCCUGCUGCUUCCUCCCACUGUAAAGGGUAGGAGCAUCCGAUACAACAGUCCUGGCUGGAAACUAUUUCACAGCCUAGGCAAGGGAUUCAGAAGUCCCCAUCAAAACCAGAUGGAACAAAUGAGGCAGAACGUGCCCCAGGUUCAACCGGGAGACGAUUGCCAAGGUGUUUUCGACCUCUACCUUGUCCUGGACAAAUCCGGCAGUGUGGGAGACAACUGGAUCCACAUUUACUCUUUUGUAGAGGGUUUGGUGAAGAAAUUCACAAACCCUAACCUGCGGCUCUCCAUCAUAACCUACUCGACAGAGGCUGAGGUUAUCCUGCCACUCACCUCGGACAGAAACGAAAUCAAUAAGGGCCUUCUGGUGCUGAAGAACAUAGAGCCUCUGGGGUUAACGCACAGGCUAAAAGGACUGAAAAAGGCAAAUGAACAGAUCCGAAGAACCAACUUGCGAGGCCGGAAAGUCAACAGUGUGAUUAUUGCUCUGAUCUACGGGUUAUUACUACUGAAGCCAUAUGUUGACACGAUAGAAGAGGCCAAAAAAGCCCGGAAAAUGGGAGCAAUCAUUUACACCGUGGGUGUUUUUAUGCAUAGCAAACAACAGGUACUUCAGACCCAGUGACCAAGUGCAGUGCCCCUGAGUAUCCUAGAUGGUAAAGCCCUCUUUACAAUACCAAGAGGGUAGGAUGCUCACCUACCCAAAGGUUAAAUUUAAGUAAGCAAACCCCUUACACUGAAUGGGCCAGAGAGUUUCCCAUUCCUUAAGGCUGGGCUCUAAAUGAAAGCCAGUGAGUGCACUAAUAUCACCACAGCUCCAGGGCAACAGUUCCUGUCACAAGUCUGGGAACCUGUUAUGUCACAAUUCUAGUUCCUCACACUGAGGUUCGAGCCAAUUAUUUUUCUCCUAUCACAGUUGGUGAAUAUUGCAGGCGACCCAAAUCACUGUUUUGGGGUCGAUGAAGGGUUCGCUGCUCUGGAGAAAGUUAUUGACCCAGUGAGUAUGUGGGGCAUGGAAGACUGUGGAAACACCGUCUGCAUUCCCUGAGGCCUACUAUA
Messenger RNA from Apodemus sylvaticus (European woodmouse), 1208 nucleotides. Its product is annotated as anthrax toxin receptor-like. Lineage: Eukaryota; Metazoa; Chordata; Mammalia; Rodentia; Muridae. The transcript is spliced from 8 exons. Bases 1 to 774 code for a protein of 257 amino acids. The record is from RefSeq and is a predicted model, not a curated record.